UCAUCCAGGAGAGAGUAGUGUUGUAUGUAAAAUGACUCUCUAUAAGAAGAAAGAGGAGGAUGAUGUUUACACACACAAAGUAGCAUCUCCAGAGCCCAGCUGUGUGUCUAUGAAGAGUGACGCAUCCAUGGGAUUAGGGCCUAAUCUCUGUGAUGGAGCAGUGACCUUUGACCCUGAUACUGCCUGUAAAAUCAGUCUGUCUGAGCAGAGAAAGGAGUUUUCUGCUCAAAAACGUAAAGCAGCAUCUCCAUCAACUGUGUUUAAAAAGAAAUGCAGAUCCAUGCAUCAUCUCCCUGAAGUCAGUGGUGGAGCAGUGACUUUUAACCCUAAAAAUGAUGUAAUCAGAUCAUUGAUGCCCCGUCUCACCUGCACUAACUCUGACUGUCAGACCCUCAUCAUGCAGAGAGUGAAAGACCAGCACAAAGCCAGCAUGAAGAACAAGUAUGAGAGCUUAUUUGAGGGAAUCAAAGAACAAGAGAAUCAAACCCUCCUGAACAGGAUCUACACACAGCUCUACAUCAUAGAUGGAGAGAGUGGAGGGGUGAAUGAAGAACAUGAGGUUUUACAGAUGGAGAAAAUACCCAGAGCACAACACUCACUCCAACACACUCAAAUCUGCUGCAAUGACAUAUUUAAAUCCUUACAUCAAGCAGAACCCGAGGAGCAAAGAAAACAGAAGAAAGACAAAAUCAAGACUGUUCUUACUAAAGGCAUCGCUGGAAUUGGAAAAACUGUCUCUGUGCAGAAGUUCAUUCUGGACUGGAGUGAGGGAAAAGCCAAUCAGGAUGUAGAUUUCAUGUUUGUGCUUCCAUUUCGAGAGCUGAACUUGAUUAAAGAUCACCAGUACAGUCUUCACAGACUUCUGCUGGACUUUCAUCCUGAACUUCAAGAUCUGGAAUCAAAGAUUUAUGAGGAGUGUAAAGUUGUAUUCAUCUUUGAUGGUCUGGAUGAAAGCAGAAUUACACUGUUUUCAUAUUAUGAGAAAGUUUGUGACAUGACUGAGUCGUCUUCAGUGGGUGUGUUGAUGUCAAACCUCAUUAGAGGAGAGCUGCUUCCCUCUGCUCUCAUCUGGAUCACCUCCAGACCAGCAGCAGCCAAUCAGAUCCCCUCACAAUACAUCAAACGUGUGACAGAAAUUCAGGGCUUCAGUGAGACUCAGAAGGAAGAAUAUUUCAGGAAGAAAAUCAGUGACAAGCAUCAAGCCAGCAGAAUCAUCUCACACAUUAGAAGAUCAAGAAGCCUCCACAUCAUGUGUCACAUCCCGGUGUUCUGCUGGAUCUCAGCCACUGUGCUUGAAAACCUCCUGAAACAAGAUGACAGUCCAGAAAUCCCUCAAACUCUGACUGAAAUGUACAUCCACUUCCUGCUGACUCAAAUCAACAUGAAAAAUCAAAAAUAUGAUGAGAGAAAACCAAAGAAAUUCCUGAAGUACAACAGACCUGUGAUUGUGAAACUUGCUGAACUGGCUUUCAAACAGCUGAUGAAGGGCAAUGUGAUGUUCUAUGAGGAGGACCUGAUUGAGAGCGGCAUAAACUUCACUGAUGCUGCGGUUUAUUCUGGGAUUUGCACCGAGAUCUUUAGAGAGGAAUCUGUGGUUCAUCAUAGAAAAAUCUACUGCUUCAUUCAUUUAAGCUUUCAGGAGUUUUUAGCUGCUUUCUAUGUAUUUUACUUGCAUUUACUUGGGAACAAAAAAUCACUAAAGUUGUUUCUGAAUGAGGGCAAUAUGUGGAAAAAAUCCCUGUAUGAGCUACUAAAAGCAUCAGUUGAUAAAUCCUUGAAGAGUAAAAAUGGACAUCUGUAUCUUUUCCUGCGGUUUCUGCUGGGCAUCUCACUGAGGUCCAAUCAGAGACUUUUACAGGAUCUACUGACACAUACCACGAACAGCUCAGAGACAAUCACACAGUACAUUAAAGACAAAAUCAAAGGUGAUGAAUAUCUCUCAGCUGACAGAUGCAUCAAUCUGUUCCUCUGUCUGCUGGAAAUGAAGGAUCAGACUUUGUACAGAGAGAUUCAAGAGUUUGUGAAAUCAGAGAAUCACUCAGUGAAUCAACUCUCUCCGUCUCACUGCUCAACAAUCGCCUACAUGCUUCAGAUAUCAGAGGAGGUGCUGGAUGAGUUUAAUUUGAAAAAAUACAACACAUCAUGUGAGGGUAGAAGGAGAUUGAUACCAGCUGUGGUGAACUGCAGAAAAGCUCUACUAGCUGGUUGUAAUCUCACUGAUCAGUACUGUGAAAGUUUGAAUUCAUGUCUACAAUCAUCCAACUCUUCAAUGAGAGAACUGGACCUGAGUAACAAUGACCUGCGGGAUUCAGGAGUGAAGCUUCUAUCUAAUGGACUGAAGAGUUCACAUUGUCAACUCAACAUACUGAGGUUGUCUAUCUGUAAUCUCACUGGUCAGUGCUGUGGAAGUUUGUUUUCAUGUCUACAAUCAUCAAACUCACUGAGAGAGCUGGACCUGAGUCACAAUAACCUGCAGGAUUCAGGAGCGAAGCUUCUGUCUGAUGGACUGAAGGGUUCAUGCUGUCAACUCAAACUGAAACUUGUUGGCUGUAAUCUCACUGAUCAGUGCUGUAAAAGUUUGUCUUUAUCUCUUCAAUCAUCAAACUCACUGAGAGAGCUGGACCUGAGUCACAAUAACCUGCAGGAUUCAGGAGUGAAGCUUCUGUCUGAUGGACUGAAGAGUUCACACUGUCAGCUCAACAUUCUGAGAUUGUCUGGCUGUAUGGUUACAGAGGAAGGCUGUUGUUUUCUGGCUUCAGCUCUGAGAUCAAACCCCUCACACCUGAGAGAGUUGGAUCUGAGCUACAAUCACCCAGGACAAUCAUUAGUCAAACUGCUCUCUGAUCCAAACUACAGACUGGACAAACUCAAUGUGGAUCAUGGAGGAGAGAUCAGAAUUGCAGCAGGACUAAAGAAAUAUGCAUGUGAUCUCACACUGGAUUUAAACACCGCAAACACUCAUCUGUCUCUAUCUGAGAGGAACAGAAAGGUGUCACAUGUGGAAGAGAAGCAGCCGUAUCCUGAUCAUCCCGAGAGGUUUGAUGAGUGUCUACAGGUUCUGUGUAAAGAGAGUCUGUCUGGAUGCUGUUACUGGGAGACUGAAAUGAGCGGAAUGGUUUAUAUAUCAGUGGCAUAUCAAGGAAUCAAAAGGAAUGGAAAGAGUAAUGAGUGUGUGUUUGGAUCCAAUGGAAAUUCCUGGACUCUGAACUGUUUUAAGAACAGAUUUACUGUCAAUCAUAACAAGACCACAAUCAUAUAUGGCUCUUCUUGCUCUACCAGAGUAGGAGUGUUUCUGAACUGGUCGGCCGGCACUCUGUCCUUCUACAGUGUCUCUGACACACACACAUUCACACGCUUACACACAUUUAAAACCACAUUCACUGAACCCCUCUAUGCUGGAUUUGGGGUAGAAGCUGGUAGUUCUGUGUCUCUGUUACCCCUUUUAUCACCUGCAUGAACCGGGUGCAAGUUCAGAGCCAGUGCUAUUGCCGGUUUCGAGUUGGUUCGAUUGGCGAGCCUUGUAAGAAACAAUUUGCCUUUCCAUGGGCUAGAAAGCCACAGCAGAUCCAGAUCUAAUGUCUCUAAAUAUGUCUUAUCUUUUCUAGCAAUGCUAGCAUGGCAGCACUAAACAAAAACACACAAGGCUUGCUCGAGAUGUGUUGGCGCCAAUAGGCGCAUGAUACCGUAGCACCGCGAGCAGGGCCUAAAAUUAACACUCGCCAAGCACCAAAUGGGAGUGAAAAUCUGCGUUGACGAGUAAAUUUAACAGUGCCAGUCGCUAAAUGGCAGGUAAAUCUGUAGUGAAAACAACAGCCAGUUUUUAAAGAAAAAGUUUUUGACAUAAGCGAGUAAAAUAAUCUUUUCCGAAUACAGGAUCAUUGAGGUUAGCUGUUCUGUCGUAAGCGACAAGAGCGAAUCAAAUAAUGGAAAACAAAUGGCUGAUAAGGUCAGAGCAGUGUGAUGGUCAGCUUGUCCCUAGACACAGUUCUAAUAACUUUUACCUGAGAAGAUAUUGCUGUUUCAGUUCACAAGAAUAUAUUUUCCCUUUCUUUAUUCUUCACAACCCGAGAAUGUGGCGACACAUACCUGUUUUUACGCCACCUAAAAGGUGCAGUAAAGUAUGGUUUGAAAGGCUGCACAUUCAGCUGUAUGCAUAUACUGAGCCUCUUCAGACAGCUCACCAGUAGCGCUUCAACAGACGAAAACGGAUAAAAGUGUUUGUCAAAAUGCGCUGUUUUGGUGAAUUACCUCACAGACGUAUUCUUAAAUGAGUUAUAAAGUCUUAAAUGAUCAUAAAGAGUUUGGAGAAAAUCAGAUAUAUGUCAGAUCCACAUCAUGUGCAUCAGAUUUUAAAGAGACCACACUGCUUUUGAAGUGAAACCUGCGAAAGCCUGUCACUUCUCUAGUCGCUGAUUAACUUUUGUAGCUUGAAUACAGAUUAUUCUGUAUAGUAUAUGCAUAUAAAAUGUAUUGUUUAUGUGAAGAUUGUUUUAAAAUCACUCAAAUUAAAAGUUAUAUAUUUCCUAAAAAUAAGAACUAACAUAAUUCAAUUAUACUGUAAUGCUCAAUGGCUAUAAUUAAUAGAUAAAAUUAAGGAAAAAUACAUUUAAUAGAGACACCAGUAGCAGGACAAAUCAGAUUAAAACAUUAAAACAUUGUAAAUAUGUUUAGUCAUUGUAGUAGUAAUAACUGCCUGUUUUUGCAAAAAGUGUUUCAUGGCUGGUGAGAAAAAAUUGGCCGGUAAAUUUUAUCACAUCACUGGCCAUUGGCAGGUUUGGCAAAAAGUUAGUAACAGGCCCUGACAGCAAGAGUGAUGGCUCUGGCUCUGAACCAGCACUUAACUGCCUUGGUGGAAAAGGGAUAUGUGUGAUAUUAAACUGCUUCCAUCAAGAAACAACUAAGACACAAAGCUGAGUGAAAGAAUCUUAUCUCCUUUUUUGACUCACACAGCUCUAAAUGAAACAAAUGAAAGAUGAAAAAUGAAAGAAAAUAUCAGAGUAUGCAAAUGAAUCAAAUUAAUUUAAAAAAAAGAGCUCAGAAGAAAACAUAAAUAUGUCACUUUUAAAGCUUUAUACUUUAAAACUUAUAUGUAUAUAUUUUCCAGUUCAUAUAAUAUGUAUGAUUAUAUAAAUUAUAAAAUUAUUAUAAUUCAUAUAAUAUGAAUAAAUAAUUAGUUGAAAAAAAAAAGCAAUUUUGUCUCUAAAAUUCUGUGACUGUAAACUGCUUUAAUUGAAGUGAGAUAUAAGUGGCUUUAUUGCAAAGCUGAUUGGUCCGAUUUGGGUUUGUGUCUCUAACCCAGGAUAAAACCUGCUCUGGAGCAGGGUAGCCGUGUAGCUACCAUGGUGACCAAAAGUGGUCAAAACCAACCCACCAUACUUAGCCUGAAACAUCAGAGUUCAAACUAAAUCUGAACUUACCUGGGUAAAAAAGGAAACAGGCCUCAGAUCAGCACUGGCCUUCAAAACACUAUUACAAAAGUCAAAGGCUGU
This is a messenger RNA of Labeo rohita (rohu), 5489 nucleotides long. Its product is annotated as NACHT, LRR and PYD domains-containing protein 3-like. NCBI's taxonomy places the organism in Eukaryota, Metazoa, Chordata, Actinopteri, Cypriniformes, Cyprinidae. Gene Ontology annotation, molecular function: protein binding. The record is from RefSeq and is a predicted model, not a curated record. The coding region runs from base 32 to 3457 and encodes 1141 amino acids. The transcript has 10 exons.